Messenger RNA from Aspergillus mulundensis, 1617 nucleotides. RefSeq names its product putative acid phosphatase. The transcript has 6 exons. Lineage: Eukaryota; Fungi; Ascomycota; Eurotiomycetes; Eurotiales; Aspergillaceae. Bases 1 to 1617 code for a protein of 538 amino acids. Gene Ontology annotation, biological process: dephosphorylation. Gene Ontology annotation, molecular function: phosphatase activity. The record is from RefSeq and is a predicted model, not a curated record.
AUGACGACUCUCAUACCGCAUGCACCCUACUCCCAGGAUGAGAUCGACAAGCUCUACCCCAAGGAGUUAAAGCUUCAGCUGGUUCAAGUUUUCCUGCGACAUGGCGAGCGCACACCAGUGUCUUCGCGCUUUGAAAAUGCAGGAUUGCUACCAUAUUGGCCUUACUGCAAUGUCGCCCGUCGCAUGGUCCAGAUGGCCGCGAGUAAUGAGGACCUCUCAUCUUGGAAUGGCUUCAAGUGGAAGAGGAAGAUGGAAACGUUCGGCGACAGGGAUCAAACAAUAGUUACUGUCGGUGCAGGUGGUGACAUCGAAGGCAUAUGGCAAGUCAACAUAUACCCGGUGUGCGCAAGUGCGGCUAGUUCUAACUGCUCGAGCAGUCAACACGGAGAAUUGACCGAUAAAGGACGUGAGACCACAUACCAGCUCGGCCAACGUUUACGAAACCUAUAUGUCGAUCAGCUCGGAUUUAUGCCCAAGAUAAAGUCCGACACAGAAGACAUGUAUCUCCGCGCGACGACUAUCCCGAGAGCUCUCGAGUCACUUCAACAAGCGUUCUGGGGGAUGUAUCCUCCCAAUGCCCGUACGGAAGACCUUCAACCACCAGUGAUUGUGGCGCGCUCUGUGUCAGAGGAGACUCUCUUCCCCAACGAGAGCAGCUGCCGCCGAUUUAGACAACUCGCGAGGCUAUUUGCCGAUAAAGCAGCAAAGAAAUGGAAUGAUUCUGAAGAAAUGGACUAUAUCAACAGCGUCUAUGGCAAAUGGAUGCCUGAGAAUUCACCCCGGGUAGCUGUUGAUUCUCACCCUCGUCUAUCCGGUAUUCAGGACACGAUCAACGCUACAGAUGCCCAUGGACCCGCUACAAGACUCCCCACGGAAUUCUACAACAACAAGGCGCGGGCAUAUAUGGAGCACAUCGCAGUCGAUGAGUGGUUCACCGGCUACAACGAGAGCACCGAGUACCGGAAACUCGGCAUCGGGGCUCUGAUGGGCGACGUUGUCGACCGCAUGGUGACCACCGCUGUAGACGGCGGCUGGCGCAGCGAAACCUCCGCGUCUGGCUCUUCCGCAGAGAAGGGCAAAGCCAUCAAGUUCGCUAUGAGCGGAUGCCACGACACCACUCUGGCCGCCAUUCUGGGAAGCUUAGGCGCCCUGGAUAACAGAUGGCCUCCUUUCACAUCCUCCAUCGCCGUCGAACUUUUCUCUCGCGCAGGCUCAGCUUCUUCGGAAAGUACAAACACCGCGCUGCCCGCGCCUAAGCAAGGCGGCGGCCUUUUCUCCUUCCUCACCGGCUCAACCUCUUCAACCUCCAGCAAAACGCACCUCCUUCCGUCAUCAACGGCCCGAACUCCUCUUGAGUCUCUCCCAGACUCUGCCCGCCAGUCCCUCCAGGAACACUACGUCCGUAUCCGCUACAAUGAUCGGGUUGUGCGCAUCCCCGGCUGUGCUGUGAAGCCUGAAAACCAUCUACCAGGCGACGACACCUUCUGCAAACUGGAUGCAUUCAAGGAGAUCGUCGACAAGUUUACGCCGAAGAGCUGGAGGAGCGAGUGCGUUCAGAAUCUGGGAGAGGGGUUGUAUGGCAAGGAUGACAAGGAGAAGGCCAUUUCUGGUUUCUAG